This is a messenger RNA of Sceloporus undulatus (fence lizard), 3098 nucleotides long. RefSeq names its product haloacid dehalogenase like hydrolase domain containing 5 (gene HDHD5). Gene Ontology annotation, biological process: glycerophospholipid biosynthetic process. The record is from RefSeq and is a predicted model, not a curated record. Lineage: Eukaryota; Metazoa; Chordata; Lepidosauria; Squamata; Phrynosomatidae. Gene Ontology annotation, cellular component: mitochondrion.
AUGUGGCCAUGUUCUAGAAGCGGACGGCGGGCGGAUGGCUCUGGGCUGCCUGGUGCCCGCGAGCAGAGCGGCGCUGAGAAAGUGGCGGCGGGUGAUCCUUCCGCCGCGGAGGCGAAGGCCGGGCGCCUCUCCUUCUUCCAGCAGCAGAGCAGCCCUGGGAGGCUCCCGGGGAGGAGGGGCUGCGGCGGGGCUCCGGAGACAACUUCUCCCUCUUUUGGAUUUCUCUUUGAUAUUGAUGGAGUCCUUUUACGGGGACGACUAGUAAUUCCUGCUGCUAAGAAGGCCUUUGAGAAACUGACAGAUGCCAAAGGCCAGUUCCGUGUACCGGUUGCCUUUGUAACCAAUGCUGGGAACUGCUCUCGGGACAACAAGGCUGAGGAACUCUCUGAAGCACUCGGAUUUAAGGUGUCUCCUGAAUGGGUGAUUCUCUCCCAUAGCCCUCUGCGUCUUUUCCAUCAAUUCCAUGACAAAUGUAUGCUUGUGUGUGGACAAGGACCUGUGGAGGAGAAUGCCAGAAACCUGGGAUUCCAGCACGUUGUUACAAUUGAAGGUGUGAGGAAGGCAUUUCCUUUGCUGGAUAUGGUUGAUCAAAGUCGGAGGCCAAAAGAGCUGCCUCCUCCAACCACUGACUUCCCCAUCAUAGAAGGGAUAAUUCUCUUGGGGGAGCCAGUCCGGUGGGAGACUGUCCAGCUGAUUAUUGAUAUACUCCUUAGCAAUGGGAAUCCGGGAGUGGAGCUUGCCACGGUGCCAUAUCCACAUCUACCUAUCCUGGCCUGCAACAUGGACCUCUUGUGGAUGGCAGAAGCAAAAAUGCCAAGAUUUGGCCAUGGCACCUUCCUUGUGUGCUUAGAGAAUAUCUACAAGAAAAUGACUGGCAAGGACCUGAAGUAUGAAGCUCUGAUAGGGAAGCCCAGCACAGUUACCUACCGCUAUGCUGAACAUGUCAUCAAACAGCAAAUGGAGAGUUGUGGCUGGACAUCCCCUCUUCGCCAACUGUAUGCUGUGGGGGACAACCCAAUGGCUGACAUUUAUGGUGCAAACCUUUACAACCGUUACCUCCAAGCCCAGACUGAAGUAAACGUUACCGCUAUGGCAGCAGAGAGCGAGGAACAUCUUGAGGUGCAGAGAAAUUGCAGCGUUUUGGUUGGCUCUGCCGAGAGCUGCCUGUCUAUCCUGGUCUGCACUGGGGUCUACAAUCCCUAUGGAGACAUGCCUGAUGACCGCAAUGAGAGCAUGCUAGAGACUGUAUUCCAUGGACACAGAGAUUUCCAUUUUGAUCCAAGCUUGGUGGAGGCCUCUCACGUUGUGAACGAUGUGAAUGAUGCUGUGGAACUUGUCUUUCAGAAGGAGAACUGGAAACAGGAAUGAACAGUCCAUUCUCACCAGAUUCUAAUCUGAGGAUGCAGGGGCAAAGACAGAACUGCAUUCUUUCUUGUUUAAGCCAUGCCAGAGUAAAGGGAAAUUCUCAUUUUGGUGGGGUCUUUCUUCUCUUGGGUAGGGAAUGUUUUUGUGUGCAGUCCACAAGGUACUUAGUAGCCUGAGCUGGACUGAAAUCCUAAUAGUGAUUACCAGCUUGAAAUUCUACACUCUUGUUUUCAUUGGCCUAGCCAGAGACUGUCAGAGGCUGGCUAGUUGUCACUUGGCUAUCCCACCUGGUACAUAUCUGGAAGUUUUUUUUUAUGUUUUUCUCUUUGUCUACAAUAGAGCCAACAAUUCUGUAAUCCCGUUUUUGGGUGUGUGUUGGUCUCCUUUCUCAAAGGCCAGUGUGAACCCUCACUCACUCACUCACCUACCUACCUUCCUUCCUUCCUUUUUUGAAUAUCCUGUCUAAAUAGUUAUAAUCUAGCAGAAUGAGGGCUGCUGCAUUUUUGGCUCUUGCCUCUCUCCCAGAUACACACCAGGUGCUUGAAGUGUGCAGCUACUAAAUCCACACUACAGCACAUGGUAUAUUCGAUGGCACAGAUGGAUGUGCUAUAGCUAAGAUAGAAAGAGCAUAGCUAGUAGGUGUAGUAAUGAUUAAACUACACCCUCCUUGUUGUUGUUUUGUAAUUUUAUUAUGCCAUUCUGAAAUACUUACCUCUCCUUGCCACGAGCAAUACUGUCCAUUCUACUACUCUUUGGGAGGCUCAAUGUCUUUGGAAUACAGAGUUUUGCAUGUAGGCAGUGCUCAGGGAUAUGAAAUAACGUUAGCACUGGUAUCUUGGGUCUAAUGGAGGGAUGGUCAGAAAUGAGCUAUCUGGUCAAUAUUUCCAUUUUUAACAGUUUCCCUUUUAAUGAAAAGUUUUGGGGCAAAGUAUGGGGGUGGAGGAAAGGAAUAAUGUUUUUAACAAAUAAAAGAAUAAAUGACAUUAAUUUCAGUGACUGUAAAGGGCAAGCAUAUAAAUUAUGUUAUUUUUUAACUUUGUCUUUCCUUCAAAUGGGAGUAUUAACCCUCUACAAAGGAGAUCUUUCUCUGCAAAGCAGCUGUAUUUCCAGAUAAAAUAUUAGUGAGUGUUAUGGUCCAAGGUUGUCUUAUCUACCAGAGCUUGGACAAUACACUUUUUUAGACAACAAUUUCCACAAUCUCCCAACUGGCACAUUUGGGAAUUAUGACAGGUGUAAUCUCCCAAAGUAAUUUUUCCAGGCUCUGAUAAAUACCUUGGCAUACCUAUGUCUUCCCAUUUGUGGAGAGUAUUCAUUGUGUUGGUUCUAGAGAGGUACAUAUGCAGCAGUUACCUGAGCACUGUUCCAGAGAUGUACAUAGCUUGGUUUCUGCAGAAGCAGUUUUCUCUGUAUAGAAUGGCCAACUUUAGAAGCAGCUCUCUGGUCCCCUUUAAUGAAAACUAUUCCAGGUUAAUGUUGUGUAAUAUCUUUUGGAAAACUUCCAUCAAAUGCAUAGAGUUGCAGUGGUGAAGCAGCAGAGAGAAUGUUAGGGUUGCAUCACUCCAGAUGGUAAUAUACACUGAAAUUUCAUGGUCUUACAGGAAGCUGCUUUUAACGUAUAAACAAGAGGAGACUCUGUGUGCCUCUUUUGCACAGGGUAGAUUACUACUUUAUAUCAUGAACAAUAUCCUUAUUUUCUUACCCUCAAAGAAUUAAUUAAAUAUAAUUUGCCUCUA